This is a messenger RNA of Python bivittatus (Burmese python), 1640 nucleotides long. Lineage: Eukaryota; Metazoa; Chordata; Lepidosauria; Squamata; Pythonidae. The record is from RefSeq and is a predicted model, not a curated record.
GUAAUAUGGUUGAAUGGUGUUUGCCACAAGACAUUGAUCUGGAAGGUGUUGAGUUCAAAUCUAUGGCCAGCGGAUCCCAUAAAAUCCAGUCCGAUUUCAUUUACUUCCGGAAAGGCCUUUGCUUUGGUUUGGCUUGUUUUGCCAAUAUGCCUGUGGAGAGCGAAUUGGAACGUGGUGCACGGAUGAAAUCUGUGGGCAUUCUUUCUCCUUCCUACACUCUGUUGUAUAGAUAUAUGCACUUCUUGGAGAACCAGGUCAGGCACCAGUUGGAAAUGCCAGGGCAUUACUCUCACUUGGAAGCCUUUUAUGAUGACAAGAAAGGAGUUUUCCCAGCAGGCACUCUUGUUUCACAGCAACCCAUCCACUGGCUGCCUUCCAUCCACAACUAUAUGUAUCCAGAGAUGAAGAUCACACACCCUGCAGGCUGUAUGUCUCAGUUCAUCAAGUUCUUUGGCGAGCAGAUCUUGACACUCUGGAAGUUCGCCUUGCUUCGCAAACGCAUUUUGAUAUUUUCUCCACCUCCUGUCGGUGUGGUCUGCUACAGAGUUUAUUGCUGCUGCUGCCUUGCCAAUGUCUCUUUGCCUGGUAUUGGUGGGACCGUCCCUGAGUCUAAGCCGUUUUUCUACGUCAAUGUAGCCGACAUUGAAAUGUUGGAGACUGAAGUAUCAUAUGUGGCCUGCACAACAGAGAAAAUUUUUGAAGAGAAGCAGGAUCUCUAUGAUGUCUACGUGGAUAACCAGAAUGUAAAGACACACCACGAGCAUCUGCAACCACUCCUGAAGAUUAACAGCGCAGAUAAGGAGAAGUACCAGAGACUUAAUGAUCAGAGACAGAUGCUGAUGUACUCCCAGGAAGUAGAUGGUGACUGCAGUUCUUGUGAAGAGGACCUCUUCAUCUUGUUCUUCAUGGAGCAGAACAACCGGAUAUUUCAGACAUUGAUGGAGGUAUCAGCCAGCCAGGACAAGACAUUAACAGCUGACCAUGCCCGUGGAAUGGGCUUGGACCCUCAAGGAAGCCAAGUUAAGAUCAUGGAAAAGCAGAAAACCUUUGAAGUUAUAGCAAAAGAAAGUGGGAUCUUUAAAAAAAACCAGAGGAAACGUUUGCAAUGCAGCGACUUUUCCUAACCUGAUUCCUCCCUGCUGAACGGAGAUUUGGGCUGAAGUCUGAGGGAUCCAAGCGCGAAUGGCUGAUUAAAUUAAAAAAAAAAAAAUCAGAGGUACAGGACCAUUGAUGGGAAAGAUCUGUUUUUCUUUGUAAUUCUUUUCCCUUCAUUUUCUUACAGCCUAACUAGCCACAGUAGUGGGAUAUACAAUGGCAUUCUGGAUACAGCUGAGAGAUUUCUGCUGCAGCCAAAUGAUUGCCAAAUUAAGAAAUACAAUAAACAAUAUUUAUUGCCUAAUUUACUUUGCAUAAUUUAGCUUGCCUUUUCCUAGAAACAGAGGACAGCAAGCAUGAAGCGUGCAGAAGGCCUACCUGCCCCUGAGACCUCUUCCAAGCUUCUUGCUGCUUGACUUUUUAAAUAGCAUUGAAACUCUGCUCAUGAUGCCUAAUUCUGUAAUUUAGAGGGCUCAAAAUCACUUCUCAAUAUUAUAGGUCAGUGUUUCUCAACCUUGGCAACUUUAAGACGUGUGGACUUCAAC